Molecule: messenger RNA, 945 nt
Organism: Danaus chrysippus (African queen)
Lineage: Eukaryota; Metazoa; Arthropoda; Insecta; Lepidoptera; Nymphalidae
Source: the annotation of a GenBank genome assembly
CUGUAUUUGUGUUCAGGUGGCCUUGGACAACUUGGUGUGGAGUGUGCGAAAUAUUUACGAGGAAAAUAUGGAAGGGAAAAUGUUAUUCUAUCUGAUAUUAUUAAACCAACGACCGAAGUGUUCAAUGAUGGACCGUAUAUCUUCGCAGAUAUUCUAGAUUUUAAAGGUCUCCAGAAAAUUGUUGUUGACCAUAGAGUGGACUGGUUGAUACAUUUUUCCGCUCUGCUUAGUGCUAUUGGCGAACAAAACGUACCAUUAGCUGUAAGAGUUAAUAUAGAAGGAAUGCACAAUGUUAUAGAAUUAGCAAAACAAUAUCGUCUCAGAAUUUUCGUGCCAAGUACGAUCGGAGCUUUCGGACCAGACUCGCCGAGAAAUCCCACACCUAAUAUAACUGUGCAGAGACCACGAACAAUUUAUGGUGUUUCUAAAGUGCAUGCGGAAUUACUUGGUGAAUAUUAUUACUAUAAGUUUGGACUGGAUUUCCGUUGUCUGAGAUUCCCUGGAGUUAUUUCCAGCGACCCUCCCGGUGGCGGUACAACAGACUACGCAAUCGCGAUAUUCCAUGAUGUUCUUCGGAAGGGUCGCUAUGAGUGUUACCUAAGGCCUGACACGCGUCUACCAAUGAUGCAUGUUAAGGAUGCAUUACGAGCUCUGUCGAACUUUCUGGAAGCCCCCAACGAUAUGUUACAAAGACGAGUAUACAACGUUACCUCAAUGAGCUUCACGCCUGAAGAAUUGGCAGAUCAUAUGUUCAAAUACAUACCUGAUUUUAGUAUUUCGUACAAACCUGACAGUCGGCAGGAUAUCGCCGACUCCUGGCCUCAAGUUUUCGAUGACAGCGAAGCCAGACGAGACUGGAACUGGAAGCCGGAAGUCGACAUGGACAAUUUAGUUAAAUUAAUGUUGAAAGAAGUUAAGGAAAAGAUAAACGAUUACGACUAUUAA